Messenger RNA from Symphalangus syndactylus (siamang), 8425 nucleotides. It is a transcript of the gene MRAP2, whose product is annotated as melanocortin 2 receptor accessory protein 2. Gene Ontology annotation, cellular component: plasma membrane; endoplasmic reticulum. The record is from RefSeq and is a predicted model, not a curated record. NCBI's taxonomy places the organism in Eukaryota, Metazoa, Chordata, Mammalia, Primates, Hylobatidae. Gene Ontology annotation, molecular function: signaling receptor regulator activity; corticotropin hormone receptor binding; type 3 melanocortin receptor binding. Gene Ontology annotation, biological process: protein localization to plasma membrane; regulation of adenylate cyclase-activating G protein-coupled receptor signaling pathway.
AGCAAAUAACGAGACUCCGUGGGCGUAGGACCCUCCAAGCCAGGUUUUUAAAGAAAACAAUUUUUAAAGAAAGGAAGUGAACAGAGAAACCAAAUGCGUGCCUUUUUUUUCUUUUUUACAGCUGCAUGGAAUUUUAGUGAAUCCAGAGGCCUUGUUCCCCAUAAUUUGGAAUUCUCAUUCAAAUUUGACCAAGUCAGGUAGAGUUAAUCCAAUCUGAUGGAAGAAAACCAAAAUAACAAAACAAAUAUGAUUACUGAGAACUUUUAAAGGUAAGGAGAAAUUAAGACCAGUUACUUGUCAAUCUUAACUUUCAGUCACUAAGGAGAAUUUUUUUCAAGACAAAACUCCAAUUGAGCUACUUACCUAGGAAUGAGGCUUAGGCUGAACACUGCUGUCUACCAUCUGUGAAGCAGGAAAAAACUCAAACUCGCUUUCUCUGUUGGAAGCGAGCAGAACCUCCAGAAAGGAGUUGCUGGCUCUCCAUCAUCAUGGAAACAGGAAAACUAAUCUUCCUUGUUGGAAGUGAGUAAAACUCCAGGAAAGGAGUUAUAAAGCAAAAUGAACCUCAGACCUCAACCAAAUUUGGGGAGAGCAAUGAUUCUCUGAAAGGACGUCCCAGACCUCAGCAAAUUGUAUUAUUGGUUUGAGCAAUAAAGAUAGGCCAAGCUGGUACCAAGCACAGAUAGAUUUGUCAAAGAUCAGGCCACCUCGUCUCUUCCAUUGGCCACCAGUUUAUAAACCAAAGAGUAUCUGAAACAGGUCUCAAUCAAUUCAGAAGUUUAUUUUGCCAAGGUUAAAGACAUGCCUGGAAGAAAAUAACAUGGACCCACAGGAACAGUCUGUGGCCUGAGUCUUUCUCCAUAGAUAAAUUUGAGGGCUUCGAUAUUUAAAGGGAAAAUGUAGGCUGGAGGGGAGAGGGGUAGGGUAUAGUAAUCCCCAUGUUGUAAUAGAAGAGAAGCAGGUAUGGGAAUAGGCAAUUAUGUAUUCAUCUCAUGCUCAAUAAAUUGGCACUUUACGUAAGAUAAGCUACCUCUGGAAUUAUUUAACUUUUUAUCUCUAGCUAUCUGCUUAGCAACAAAAGGAAAGGCAGCUUCUUGCAUGACUCGGCUUUCAGCUUCAUUUGUUCCUUUUGGCAUAAUGAAUUGGGGUCCCAAGUUCUUAUUUUUCUUUCACAGCUUUAUAUCAACUGGGAACUUGGAGAUAAAGCUGAAAAUGUGUUGGCAACUUUCUUUUUCAAAUUCAGAGUUUAUGUUCUGACACAGGAUUGUCUAAUUAGCCCUCUUAGGCCAUGGUAAUUGGAACAGCAAGGGGACUGUUUUUAUUGUAAUGUCUACAUCUACACAGUCAGCCUAUGUAGAUGUCCUUAAAAUAAGCAAGAAGAGUAAAUGGAGAUGAAAUUGGAGAGAGAGAGAGACAAUGCUGCAUUACAAUUCUAUUUCCUCAUUUAGAACAUGCUGAGAAAAGCAGUUAUUUGUGCUCUGCAAUUGCUCUUUAAACAUGUGUGAAGGAAAAGCCUGAAAUUUUUACUAAAAUACAUCCAAGUGUUUGUUAGGCUGAGGGUUUCCACAUUCUGAGCAAGUUAUUUUAUUUAUACAAGAAUUGUCACAGGGAAUUCUCAGAAGAGCCACCUACUUGAGGAAAAAAAUCACAGAAAAUCAUUACAUAAAAGCUAGUUUUUGUUACAUUUUGUAUAUUUUGUGGUAUUUUUAAUAUAUAUACUUGUCGUAUUUUAAAAUAUUGAAUUUAUUAUUCUAAACUGUAAGGUGGAAAUUCUGCACAAUAAACCAUUAGAAGAAAGUACGCUCUCCCUCACCUAGUUAGGAAGUGGCAAAGGAAAGCAAGGACAGGGUUUCCUGCACUCAGCGUAGUUUCGGGAAGAGUACAGAUUCAAAAGUACUAUGAGAAAGUGCCACCUGUGCACUCAGUCAUAAAACCGUGGAGCUCUGUCCUAUUGUGCCAGAAUGAUUCUCUCAGAUAACUACCAGUUCCCUCAGGCCCCAACAUACAAGCUUGGGCUGCAGAAGAAGGCCUUACAUUUGUGCACAAGGUGUUCUGUGAGAUGUAGAGCAACAUUCUUGGGGGUGUGUUCACACCUAAAUAUUCUAUUUUUUGUUCUCUUGACCAUUAAAUCUUAAAUAAUAAUGGCUAAUAUUUACAUAGUGCUUUUCUUUUUUUAAUUUUUGAUUUUUAUGGGUACAUAGUAGGUGUAUAUAUUUAUGGGAUAUAUAAGAUAUUUUGAUACAAGCAUACAAUAUGUAAUCAUCCCCUCAGGGUAAAUGGAAUAUCUGUCACCUCCAGCAUUUAUCCUUUGUGUUACAAACAAUUUAAUUAUACUCUUAGUUAUUUUUAAAUGUAUAAUUAUUAUUGACUGUAGUAACCCUAUUGUGCUAUAAAACACUAGGUCUUACUCAUUUUUUUCAAUUUUUUAUACCCAUUAACCAUCCUCACUUCCUUCCAAUCUUCCCACUACCCUUCCCAACCUAUGGUAACCAUCCUUCUUCUAUCUCCAGGAGUUCAAUUGUUUUAAUUUUUAGCUCUCACAAAUAAGUGAGAACGUGCAAAGUUUGUCUUUCUGUGUCUGGCUUAUUUCACUUAACAUAAUGACCUCCAGUUCCAUCUAUAUUGUUGCAAAUGACAGGGCCUUCUUUUUUUAUGGCUGAAUAUUACUCCAUCAUGUACAUGUACCACAUUUUCUUUGUCCAUUUGUCUGCUGAUGGACACUUAAGUUGGUUCCAAAUCUUGGCUAUUGCAAAUAGUGCUUUAAUAAACAUGGGAGUGCAGAUAUCUCUUUAAUAUCCUGAUUUCAUUUUUGGGGGGAUAUUACUAGUAGUGGGAUUGUUGGAUCAUAUGGUAGCUCUAUUUUUAGUUGUGUAAGGAAACUCUAAACUAUUUUCUAGUAGUUUUAGUAAUUUACAUUCCCACCAGCAGUGUACAAGGGUUCCCUUUUCUCUGUAUCUUCAACGGCAUUUGUUAUUGUCUGUCUUUUGGAUAAAAGCCAUUUUAACUGGGGUGAGAUGAUAUCUCAUUGCAGUUUUGAUUUGCACUUCUCUGAUGAUCAGUGAUGUUGAGCACCAUUUCAUAUAACUGUUUGCUAUUAGCAUGUCAUCUUUUGAAAAAUGUCUAUUCAAAUAUUUUGUCCAUUUUUAAAUCAGAUUAUUAGAUUCUUGAGUUGUUUGUACUUGUUAUAUAUUCUGGUUAUUAAUCCCUUGUCAAAUGGGCUUUGCAAAUAUGUUCUCCCAUUGUGUGGGUUGUCUCUUCAUUUUAUUGUUUCCUUCACUCUGCAGAACCUUUUUAACUUGAUGUGAUUCCAUUUGUCCAUUUUUGCUUUGGUUGUCUGUGCUUGUGGGCAUUACUUAAGAAAAUUUUUCCCCAGAUCAAUGUCCUGGAGAUUUUCUCCAGUGUUUUCUUGUAAGAGUUUCUUUGUAUAAGGUUUUAUAUUUAAAUCUUUAAUCAUUUUAUUUUUGUAUAUGGCAAGAGACAAGUGUUUACUUUCAUUCUUCCACAUAUGGAUAUCUAGUUUCCCCAGCACCAUUUAUUGAGACCGUCCUUUCCUCAAUGUAUGCUUUUGGAGCCUUUGUCAAAAACGAGUUCACUAAAGAUGUAUAGAUUUGUUUCAGGGUUCUCUAUUCUGCUUCACUGGUUUAUGUGUCUGUUUCUAUGCCAGUACCAUGCUGUUUUGGUUACUAUAGCUCUGUAGUAUAAUUUGAAUUGAUAAAGUGAUUCCUACAGUUUUGUUCUUUUUGCUCGGAAUAGUUUUGGCUAUCCUGGAUCUUUUGCAGUUCCUUAAAAUUUUUCAGAUUUUUUUUUUGUUUUGUGAGGAAUGUCAUUGGUAUUUUGAUAAGGAUUACAUUGAAUCUCUAGAUUGGUUUGGGUAGUAUGGACAUUUAAAUAUAAUUGGUUCUUCCAAUCUAUGAACAAUGAAUAUCUCUCCAUUUUUCUAUGUGACCUCUUCAAUUUCAUUCACCAGUGUUUUAUAAUUUUUAUUGUGGAAAUAUUUCACUUAUUUGGUUAAAUUAGUUCCUAGGUAUUUAAUUUUCUUUGCAGCUAUCGUAAGAAAAACUGAUUAAGGUUGGACAGAUUUGUCUGUAAAGUUUUAUUAAAGAUUGGGGUUGACAUUAAGAGUACACUAAUGCAAGGGUGAAAUUUGGCUUUCGCUCAUGAACAAGAUUUUCAUCUAAUGUUAAAGGAUAAUGAAAGAUUUUUGCUUGCCUUUUAAAUAAACUACAGGAAAAAGAAGGGAAAGACAAGAGGCAGAUUGGAAAGCUAAAUGUUCCCUCUAUCAAUAAGUAAAAGUUUUUGCCUUUUUGAAUUUUUUGAGUCAUUAUUUUGGCAAAAUAAAUGACUUAUGGUGACCUGGAAUUCUAUUUUAUAAUAUCAAGUGUUUGAAAUCUUUAAUAUAUUUGGCAGGCUUCCCAAAAUCAAAUUUCAGCUUCAAAAUUUUCUUUUCCAACCUCUAACUUUGGGAUAAUACAGAGGGCCCCUGAAGCAUCCAAAAGAUAGGUAAACAGGAUUAUUUGACAUGUUAAGUUACAUGGGAAGUAUUGUCAAAAUAAAAAAUAAUGUUCACUUUUCUUCAGGUUAUAUUUUAGUGAAUGUUAAUAUAUGUUCCAAAAUUGUAUGGGAUUUCUAAAAUUCUAAUAUGACUAAAUAUAUACUAUCAAUCAUAAUUAUGGUUAUUAUAUUAGUCCAUUUUCAAGCUGCUGAUAAAGACAUACCUGAGAGUGGGCAAUUUACAAAAGAAAGAGGUUUCAUUGGACUUACAGCUCCACAUGGCUGGGGAAGCCUCACAAUCAUGGUGGAAGGCAAGAAGGAGCAAGUCCUGUCUUACGUGGAUGGCAGCAGGCAAACAGAGAAUGAGGAAGAUGCAAAAGUGGAACCCCCAGAUAAAAUCAUCAGAUCUUGUGAGACUUAUUCACUACCAUGACAAUAGUAUGGGGAAACCACCCCCAUGAUUCAGUUAUCUCCCACUGAGACCCUCCCACAACACAUGGGAAUUAUUGGAGUACAAUUCAAGAUGAGAUUAGGGUGGGGACACAGAGCCAAACUGUAUCAGGUAUUAUGUUAGUUAUUGUAGAUCACAGAAAUAACGAAAUUUCCAUGUCAAUUGUGUUUUUAUGACUGUUUAAAGUCAUUUCCACAGUUAAUUGCUUAAUUCUGAUGCAGUUUCUGAAAACUUCACAAGCACUGAAAAUCCUAGAAUAUGAUAUAUUUUAGGAGGUUUAUGAAAGGAUGGAAAGGACCUGGAAAAGCACUCUUGAAUACAGGUAAGAAUUCCUAUAACUUUAAUGAAAAGACUGACUGGUUUAUAAAAUCACUAACCCAGGUAGAACAAAAAUUAAUUGAACACCAAGAAAAUACUUUGCCAGACUUUCAUGCUAAAUCAACCAAUACUGAAAUUGUUUAGAUAUACAAUUUGAAUGAACUCCAUGGUCUAAGUCAAAUUACCUAUGAUAAUCCAUUAGUUAUCAGUGCUAUGCACCUAAAUUGGAUAAACAACUGGUAUUCAAGAGAACAUAAGUCCAACAUUAAGCGUGGGCUCACAGGGAACCAGGAGGGCUGCCUUGUCCUUUCUGAGUCCUCAAAACUUUUGUUAUUAAAAGUUCUGCAUUGUGUGACUCAUCAUGGAAAACAUAAAAUGAUCCAAAUUAAACAUAUAUUGGUGUGGUGAUUUCUAAAUUGCUAAAAUAGUUUAUGACCAAUGUUUGGUUUGUGAAACCCAUAUUCCUUGGAAGACAAAGCUUUAGGUACAUUUGGCAACUUGAUGGGCCAGUCAGACAUUUAUAGAGGGAUUUCAUUCAGUUGAAAUUUUCAAUGCAUGUUUUCUGGUUGUAUAAAAGCUUUCCCAUGCAAGAGGGCUGACGUUAUAACAGUAGAUUAUUAUACCACCAUGUAUUUUCACCAGGUAAAGAAAGCAUUUCAUGGUUCACUUACUGAGGACCAUCAACCCCUUCAUAAUUUAGAACCUGAAGAUCGGAUCUUCUGAGAACCUCAGAGAAAGAAUGCCCUUGGCAUCCACACUGCAGCAAAACUUCAGGACCUUGAACUUUGGGCUAAUAAUUUCACAACUGAGACGGGUUCAUCCACACCCUUGGAACUAUACCCAUUGGAACCCUUAAGGUAAAGCUAACCAAGGAAGUUUCUCCCCAGAAGAAGAUUGCAUCCUUGAUAUGAACAGCUUUUUCCCAAGAUCAUGCAUCAAGACUUCUCUACUAUCAUGAGACUCUCAUCUUUGAAUAUUUUUUCACUUGCUUAUGCUUCUAUGAACAAUAGAAGUGAAAAGGGGGUCUGUUGUGUGCACUAAUUGUGUAUACUUUUAUUUGUGAAGGAUUUUGAAGCCAGCCUUAUACAUGGAUAAGCUUAUACCUUGAUAGAUGGAAGAUGAGGCCCAAUGAAGGUUGGAGAUGUCUGCCCAGAGGUUAAUUUCUAACAGAACCUCCCAGCAAUCGGCAUCUAAUUCUGAUUACACCUGGGAAUAUGAAUAUUAUGAGAUUGGACCAGUUUCCUUUGACGGACUGAAGGCUCAUAAAUAUUCCAUUGUGAUUGGAUUUUGGGUUGGUCUUGCAGUCUUCGUGAUUUUUAUGUUUUUUGUGCUGACCUUGCUGACCAAGACAGGAGCCCCACACCAAGACAAUGCAGAGUCCUCAGAGAAGAGAUUCAGAAUGAACAGCUUUGUGUCAGACUUUGGAAGACCUCUGGAGCCAGAUAAGGUAUUUUCUCGCCAAGGCAACGAGGAGUCCAGGUCUCUCUUUCACUGCUACAUCAAUGAGGUGGAACGCUUGGACAGAGCCAAAGCUUUUCACCAGACCACAGCCCUUGACAGUGAUGUCCAACUCCAGGAAGCCAUCAGAAGCAGUGAGAAGCCAGAGGAGGAGCUGAACAGGCUCAUGAAGUUUGACAUCCCCAACUUUGUGAACACAGACCAGAACUCCUUUGGGGAGGAUGAUCUUCUGAUUUCUGAACCACCUAUUGUUCUGGAAACUAAGCCACUUUCCCAGACCUCACAUAAAGACUUGGAUUGAGAAGCAUGCUCUGUAAAGCGUCUUCCUGAAGAUGUGGAUUCUGUCUUUAUGUAGCAAGAAAUCUACAUCCACCAAAAUUGUGUGUGUUUGGGGGAGAGAGAGACACAGAGAUAGAGACAGAGAGACAGAGAAGAGACGCCUUUAGAAGAGAGCUGAGCUGAUUAAGCUGAGUGGUUUUUUGUUUUGUUUUGUUUUUCUUUUUAAUACAUUUGGAGCUUUGGGGGUAUGUAUUAAAGUAUUUACACCAAGCUUGUCCAACCCGCGGCAUGUGUCCCAGGACAGCUUUGAAUGUGGCCCAAUACAAAUUUUAAACUUUCUUAAAACAUGAGAUUUUUCUUUUUUUGCUAUUUUUUUUGAAGCUCAUCAGCUAUCGUUAGUGUUAGUGUAUUUUAUGUGUGGCCCAAGACAACUCUUCUUCCAAUGUGGCACAGGGAAGCCAAAAGAUUGGACAGCUCUGAUUUAUACCAGCCCGUCUUGAUUGUUGAAAAAUUUGGCCAAACACUUAUUGUCAGCAUUCUUGGGUGAGGAUUAGCCUACCAUGUUCUAAUCUGGCCCUGCCACUAGUAUGCUCUACCUUUAGCGAGUUGCUUUACCUCUCUGGGCUGCCCCAUUUUUAACUGUAGGUUGACAGGUCUGGAGUGAUCCAUCCCACCUCUAAUAUUUUGUGAAUUUAUGACUUUGCCUUCAGAUGAGGCUGAGCUAUACAUAAAACAGUAUAAACUAGGGUACCGCCUCGUAUCUCUUGUAGGCUCUCCCAAAUCUCUGUACCUUCCACUCAACCGUAAUUGAGCCAAGCUUUAGUCAGGGGAUCUGAGUGUCUACCAGAAUGCCAGGAGACUCAUCUUACACAGUCACGGUGGCCAGUGUUUCUGGUGGGUUGUGCUGAAAAAGCUCUUCUGAGAACUUCCAACCACCCAUGCUCUAAUCUGGGGACAGCCAUCCCCUGCCUCAGAAUAAGUACCAAUUCAUAGUACAUGCAUGGUACUCUUGUCCCCAAGAAAUGUUAGGAAGCUUGUCAGCUGAGUGAGAGGAGGUGCCUUCUGGGUAUCUCUGUGUUGGUGUAUCUGUGCCAUUGGCUACAGAACAAGAAAAAUACUAUUUGCCAUGCUAUUACCUUGGCAGAUGUGUAGGUGAUAGUCAUCUGGCUUUGAGCUGAGUUGGUCAGUGGGUUGUAAAUUCCCCACUAGCAGAUAUUCAGGGUGGCCUGAGUUAUGUAAACAUGUGAGCAACACAGCUUUAGUUUCAUGAGGAAUCAAAGCUGCACGCUGGUAUUAAAACAACUUGAUUUUGUGCACACAGUUGCAUGCAUGGCAAGCUGUUAAUCUCUGGGUGGCAUUUUCGUUAUGAAUUUGUUCACCACCUGUCUUGCUUAAGCUACAAAAUAAAUGCAUUUGACUGCACAGAAA